AUGCUACGUUUUGGAAACUUGGUCAUGAUCUGCUUCUACUGCUGCAUCUCACAUGCAUUAGCAUUUCAAUCAUACUUUAUUCUGGACAACAUGGGAACUCAGUUUAUGCCCAUUCAUAUGAAUGCUCUCCAUCUUGCAGAUGUUUCGGCUCAAACAAAAGUCAUAUGUGCUUAUCAAUGUAGUGUUCAUCCGCAAUGCCGGACAUUUAAUUUUGACACAACUACACAGAUAUGUCAGUUGUUUCAAGGAGAUACAAUUGCGACAGGUUCAACUGUAUCAGCUGCACAAACAUCAAUGUUUGGAUCGGUCAGGUUGAUGGAAACCUUUUUCACUGCAUACAGUAGAUCAUGUGAUCAAUGUGCAGAUAAUCGAUUCCUUCGAUGUGUUAACAAUACCUGUCAGUGCCAGCAGAAUACUUAUUGGAAUGGUUCAUUCUGCUUACCUCAGUUACCACUACCGUGCAUGGAAUGUGAACCGAAUAAAAGCAUGUGUCGAGAGGAUCUUAAUUUGACAUGUCAAUCGUACAAUAAAUGUGAUUAUGCUAAUCAAACUUGUAACAUCACCGAUGCACCUACUACGGAUAUGACGACAGAAGGUAACUAUUAUGUUCAAAUAUAUUCAACUUCAACGCCUUCGAUUGGCAGCUGGGUCGUCACCGGGAACAUGAGUGUUAAACGUUUUGCUCAUACAAGUAUUUUAUUAUCAUCCGAAAACGAUAGUGUUCUAAUUGCUGGUGGUAGUAGUUUAUCAUCAGCGAUUGACAAGUUCUUUUUAAGCAAUUUAUCUUUCGGAAUCUAUGGCUACAUGUUGCUUGAAAGGCAGUAUCUCACUGCCGCCGAGAUUUCUUUAUCGGGUGAUGUUAUAUUUGUUGGUGGAAAACAUUCGUCACUUCCUAAUGUUUCCAAUUCUGCUGAGUUGUUUAACUACAGCUCACGAUCCGUUACAGUAAUAAUUCCUACAAUUUAUACUUGGUCAAACCAGGCUAUGAUAUUUCUGCCGACAUUAUCGAGAUGGUUAAUAUUGGGUGGCGAUGACGAGCGGUGUGAAAUUGAGCUUUUCGAUCCUUCUAUAUCGACUUUCUCCUCAAUGAAUCAUACGAGCCGCACAAACCGCACGACAGUUACUGCAGUGUUGAUAACGCCGAACGGAUCGUCAAGUGACAUUAUUCUCAUCACUGGGGGUGAAGAUCUCUCCAAUUCCGUUGUUUUCUCAUUAGCUGAAUUGUUUAACGCUAGCUCCGGCGAGUUUAUCACGUUGCCGAAUAAUAUGACUACUGCUCGAUUUCUGCACACUGCCACUCCAAUUGUUUCUUUAGGGAAAGUAUUGAUUUGUGGUGGAUUCGACUACAAUUACGCACCGCUUAAUACUUGUGAAAUUUAUGAUCAUACAUCUGGUAAGUUUUCUCUGACCCAGAAUGCUAUGUCUACUGAACGAUGCUAUCACACAGCUACCUUAUUGAACAAUGGUAAUAUACUAAUUACUGGAGGGACACUCGAUGGAUUUAAUGGGCUUCCCAAUACAGAUCUAUAUAAUCCUAUGACCAACACGUUUUUUGCUGGUGCUUCACUAAAUAUCGGCCGCUUUCAGCAUACGGCGACAUUAUUACCAAAAUCCAACAAAGUGCUUAUCUGUGGCGGUUGGCAAAAGACUGCUGUUACAGCUGAAAGCUGUGAACUAUUCUCUCCGUAA
Adineta ricciae is the source of this 1689-nucleotide messenger RNA. Lineage: Eukaryota; Metazoa; Rotifera; Eurotatoria; Adinetida; Adinetidae. The record is from the annotation of a GenBank genome assembly.